AUGGAUCCCGUCACACAGUCAGACAGCCCCCUGUCCAUCGCAGCCAACGUCGCUGGCAUCCUCACCUUCAUCGUAGCCAUUGUCGCCGCCGCAUAUGUCAGAAUAACGUACCUCCGCAACAGCGACGAUGAGUAUUUCCGAGUAAAGGCGUCGCUGUCCUGGUACAAGACAGAGUCGACGUGGCUCUCCGAGCUGAUCCGCGCCGCCGGCGAGAGCUCACGUCACCAGAACCAAACAGAGUACGAGAUGUGCGCCUUCGUCAUGGACGACCUGGUGAAGCUGGAGCAGCGCAUCCUGGAGCUGGUGGCCGAGGCAGAGACCAAGGCCGCCGGCUCAGACACUGAGAAGCAAGGGUCGUCGUGGACCCUAGUUCCGAAAAGCUGGACCUUCACGACGAACGUGGCCAUGGCCUGGCUACCCGUCCGCACCAAGACGCUAGACCUGGUGCGGCAGAGGGAGGCGAUGACGGGCCGCGUCCAGUUCACACAGAUGAGCAUGAUUUCUUCGAGAAUUCGCGAUUUGGAGUCACGGGCGACGUGGACUGAGGCGAGAUCCGAAGAAAGCUUUAUUCGAAUGGAGAGCCAGAUUGCCGAGCAGAGAGCUCAUAUCCACCGGCUGGAAGAUCUCGUCUACCGUCUGAUGCACCGGAAGCGACUGUCGGCCGACUCACCACCGGUGGUGGACGACGUGUCGCGGCAAGCAUCGACCCCCUCGCAGCCAGGCCCUGAAGAGAAGAGAGGCCGCGAUCGAUGA
Molecule: messenger RNA, 753 nt
Organism: Colletotrichum karsti
Lineage: Eukaryota; Fungi; Ascomycota; Sordariomycetes; Glomerellales; Glomerellaceae
Exons: 2
Coding region: 1-753 (250 amino acids)
Source: RefSeq, a predicted model, not a curated record